UCCUCUGUUGCUGGUCCCCGCGGCUCGUCACCAGACGCUACUUUUGGCCUCCUGCUCGGUGUGUUUGUGGUCUGUGGCCUGGCUCUGCUGGGCCUUCUCGCGUUCGUCUCCUGGAAGCUGUGCUGUGUGCGUCCUUGGCGUACUAAGGAUCAUUUCCACAGUUCAUCCCUCAGCCCGGCCUGUGGCCCAGAGUCCUGCCCGCCCCAGCCGCCUCCCCUUUUGCCCAGUCCUCAGCAGCCACCGGUCACCAUGGCGACAGAGAAAGUGAAGGACCCCAUGGGCUCGAUGGGCUUCCUGGAGGCAGCAGUGAAGAUAAGCCACACAUCUCCUGACAUUCCUACUGAUGUGCAGCUGUCCAUGAGGGAGCACUUCCUGCGCCGCACGCAGCGCAUGCAGAGGCAAACCACUGAGCCAGCUUCCUCCACUCGGCACAAUUCAUUCAAAAGACACCUGCCCAGGCAGAUGCAGGUAGGCAGUCUAGACCUGGGAAACGACUAUGUGGUGGACAAAGAAGAAAAGCCCACCAGCAUCGGUCGCAUCCAGCCAGAACUCUACCAGCAGAAGACCCCGGAAUCAGAGGAUUCAUCCAAGAACGGCAGCAGCAAGAACUGUGGCUCGAUUAACUUCUCUCUCAAGUACGACUAUGAAAAUGAGGCCCUCCUAGUCAACAUCCUCAAGGCAGUAGACCUACCAGCCAAGGACUUAUGCGGCACAUCUGACCCUUACGUGAAGAUCUACCUGCUGCCGGACCGCAAGAAGUUCCAGACUCGUGUCCACCGUAAGACACUCAACCCCACAUUCAGCGAGAGCUUCCAGUUUCCUGUGCCUUACAAUGAGCUGGCGGUCAGGAAGCUCCACAUGAGUGUCUUUGACUUUGACCGGUUUUCACGGCAUGAUAUGAUCGGGGAAGUGGUGCUGGACAACUUGUUCGAGAUAUCAGACCUCUCCAGGGAGACGAACAUAUGGAGGGAAAUCCAAUAUGCCACCAGUGAAAGCGUCGACCUUGGAGAGAUCAUGUUUUCACUUUGCUACCUGCCCACCGCAGGCAGACUCACACUGACUGUCAUCAAGUGCAGGAACCUCAAGGCCAUGGACAUCACUGGGUACUCAGAUCCCUACGUGAAGGUGUCGCUCAUAUGUGACGGGAGGCGUUUGAAAAAGAAGAAGACGAGCAUUAAAAAGAACACUCUGAAUCCCACCUACAACGAGGCCAUCAUCUUUGACAUCCCGCCAGACAGCAUGGACCACGUCAGCCUGCACAUCUCCGUCAUGGACUACGAUCUGGUAGGUCAUAAUGAGAUCAUUGGCGUGAUGAGGGUUGGAUGCAGCGCCGAGGGACUUGGCAGGGACCACUGGAACGAAAUGCUGGCUUAUCCACGCAAGCCCAUUGCACACUGGCACCACCUGCUGGAGCCCAAGAAAUCUGAGAAGGAGUGGAAGGCGAGGACAGCCAGCUUUGACAGCCAGGGCUCCUGCCCCUCACCCAGGCCCCCUGCUAGUCCCUGAGCAGAGCCACCUGUGACCCAGCAGCCCAGAAGAGGGUUUCCUCCCUCCUGCUGAUCCACUUCCUGUCUGUCUGAUUGAGGAGAAACACAACCCCACUGUCUCUCCCUCUCUCUGUCUCUCUGUUCCUCCCUUCCUCAAGUCUAGUCCCAGAGCACUCCUAAGAACUGGUCUAGGACUGCAGUCAGUCAGUUAGUUGUGUGAAACGCAGUCUUUUUGGGUUAAAGUUUUAGGGUCACUGAUUUGAAAAGUGGGUGCUGCAGUGACCUGCAGCUGCCCUUAUUGUCUUCAGAAGAAAUUGGCCGGACUCCCAGUCGACAGACGUUUAAUAUUGAGCUGUCCGAGCUGAGGUGAAUGGAUUUCUGUGUCCUCACAGGAGACUUUCUAAAAUCCAAGGAUUCAGCUCUGUGCUGCAGAGACCCUUUGAUGGAAAGGAAAACCUCAGAUUUCGUUCCGUGAGAGCGGCGGAUGUUUCACAAAGGGAAGCUGAGGACACGGUUGGGGUAGAAAAAGAGACCAUCACAAACGGGAUCCGAAGCAGUUUCAAAACUCCACAGCUCUCUCACUGCGUUUCACAGUGCUGUAUUAACAUAAAAACCAUGAUGUGUAGCAUUUCUGAACUAUGACAUGUAAAACCGCUCCAUUAGCUGUUAUUGUUUGUGAAUAGAAAAAAAUGAAUUUCAAAGAUCCAGCUGAGUUUUCUCGUACUUCCAGUUUCAUCGUUAACAUAAGCAGGUAUCUGAGAGGUUGGCUGAAAGUGACUCGUUCUCAGCUUGGCAAUUUGCAGCUUCAGUUUUGCACAAGCAGCCGAGACAACAGUUUUUAUGUAGCAAGGAAGAAGAAACAGCAGGAUUGCUGGUAUUCACAGGAAAGCAAACUGGCUGCAGUGUCAUUACCCACUUCAAGUCUUAAAACAAAACACUUUCUUCAGUCUUAGGCAAUUUGCAAUGGAGGAAGCAGAAGGUUGAAUUAGCUGACGCAAGGCACAGCGUAACAAUUGAAAAACAGGAAUAAUAAGUAGACAGAAAGAGGCUUUUUGUCAGGUUUCGGCGAGCAUCAUGAUCACCUCCUUCUUUGUUUGAUGUUCAGCAAUGUCACCCUUUUCUUCCAAAUGAAAACUCAACACAAAACACUGUUUUCCUUCGGACUCACGCUGUUUUACGGCACUUCUUCGUCUCUUCUUGCUCACUUUCUGAACAGGUUUCGGUGGAUGUGUAUAGUUUCAUGUAAAGCCGUCUGCCAGUUACUGUGUGUAUAUGUUUUGUUUUUCUAAACAGAAAACCAGAAAAGAUCCAGUCGGUAUAAAUGUAAAAAUAUAACUGACAUUUUGAUUAUAUGUAGCCUUGUUGGUUGGUGGUGAUGACUGAGAAAAGGUCAACACGUUUAUACACAUGCAACUUUGUCGAUGUCCUGUCGUUAAUCAUGCCGUUGCCCAGGGGGUUAUUUGAAUUUGUCAUCCAGAUGUUUGAUCUGCGACAUGUGGUCAGUGGAUUAUCUUUGAGGAUAUUUGAUGUGACGAAGAAAAAGACUGCAGCACUGCUGCUAUAUCACUUUUCUACACGUUGGUGUGAUUCCUUGAAUGGCUCGCUGCAGAUCAUUUGCUCUCUUUACAACAAUUUGAGUUUUAGUCAGAUAAAAGGUGCACAAAAUCCCAAACAUUACGGAGUGAAGGUUCAGUAGAGCUCUGUGGUGAGAAUAAAAGCACAUUAAGUAGUUUUUUAUUUCCAGUACAGACUCCAGCAGUGGUAGUUGAUGGGUUUCUGAGCACUGAGAUGUGUGGGCUCACGGGGGGAAAACGUGCGGCUCCCGGCCAAUUGCAAAUGCAACUUUUAAUAAAAUUCACACAAGUCAACAGAAGAAAAUGCAAAUAAAAAUGCAUUGUUAUUUGCUGCCAUUAUGUUAAUCACUGGAAAUAUUAUGUUGACAAUCCGAUGAAAGUACUGAAGUUAUAUGUCUUUCUUUGGAGUUGUGUUUUGUCUGCCACCAUAUUUAGGCUUCAGGUACGUCAUAAUUUAUUGUUGAAUUUCACUUUUACUGAUACAUUAACUUUUCCACUCAAGUCAAGACGUAAGCGUCAGCUCACUUAUUGCAUUUUGAGUUUGAUUUAUUAUGACUUUUAUUGUCUCUAACUGCAACACAAAGGGCCACAUUAUGUUGGCUAGACAGGGCUGAUAGUCCGUCAAAAGUGUCACAAAUUUACAGUAAUUAUACUGGUUUCCAGGAAAAUUUAUGGUUGUUUUAUUUCUAAACAAUGCAAAAAUCAUGACAUGGAUGAGUUUUCUGACCCUUUUGUGUAAAAUAUCAGUAAUGGAGACUGCAAAUGUCUUUGUGACGAGAGUAACAUCAUGUUCUCCCAGUUUCAGGUUUAGCCUCGAGUCGUUGUAGUUCUGCUGUGCUGCAGUCGGCGAGCACAGAUACCAUCAGUACAUUUGGGCCAGGAAAUGUUAAGCUACAGAGUCAAUGUGAUAUCAGGCAGGAGAACUUCCAGGAGACACAAAUUGUAUUUGGCAAAGCUUGUACUGAUAACUGCUUUUCGAUAUGAGGACCAUUUAUUGAAUAGCAUCUCUUUAUCGCAGCAGCAGCCCACAGCGUCUUUAAUCUGAUACGUGACAAUGUUUUCGGCAGUGGCUUAGUCUGGUCUAGACUGCUGGUGCCUCAUCCGGCAGCAGAGGACGAGUAAUACUCAUACUGCCCUCAGCCAGACCACUGCACGAUGAACAAGCCAUAUAUCUCAGAGUCUGUGAAAAUGUCUUUGAGAAAUUGAGGAGCCAGACAUCAAGACAUGAGCAGAUGCAUUCAGCAGACCCUUCCAGAUCUGUUUUAGUCAUUUCCGUCACGGUGAGUUUAGUACUUGACCGUGUGUGUGUGUGUGUGUGUGUGUGUGUGUGUGUGUGUGAGGCUGAGACGACAGCGUGGGGGCAGCUGAUGGGUGGGCAGGUCAGCGUCUACAGAGCAGUGACAUUUCUCUAAUUGGCACUUGUUAUACCACGAAUGAGUCAGUGCAUUAUUGUGUGUGUUUGACAUGAUCCAUCACAGCAUCAGCACUAGUUCACUGAGUCACACAGUUGUUUUGAUGGCGCAGUUCCUCUCUAGACUAAUGGCAUUAUUCAUAGCUUUGUAUGAUCUUCAUUUAGUGUAAAAUUUGAAACAAGUGGUAGAAAAAUAACGUUUCCGUUCCUCCUUCUUUUUCAAACCUGUGCUUUACAAUGGUCAUAUAUUUCUCUGACAGUGUGGUGUGUUUUCAUCGUAUAUGAGACCCAUUAAAUUGAUUGCCUCAGUUUAUGGACUGUUUCAAGCCCUUCUAGCUUUGCCUAAUAUUGUAACGUUUCUUUAUAUGAUCUUGUAUCCCUUCCAAGCGUUAAGAUAGCACUGAAUUUCCAAUUUUCUAUUGAACAUUUUGUAUUUGUAAUAAUAGAAAUGUUUGAGAAAAUGUUCUGGUGAUUGACAUUAACAGUUGUUAGUUCAGACAACAGCAUAUUAUGAGUUCCUUUUAGAUUUACCAAGACCCACCAUAACAAGUGACCCAGUGUGUAAUAAAGUGAACUGAAAUAGCAUACAGUAUGUCCACCACAAAUUGUCAUUAUUUUGUUUGAACAAGUCUGAAAAUCAACAGCAGAACACCGUUUGUUGUUUUUUAUCUUUCUUUCUCCCAUGGGAUGUGAUGUGUUAUCAGUUCUGUGACAUUGGAUUUUCUUUUCUUUGAUUAAAAGAGUUAUGCAAA
Molecule: messenger RNA, 5224 nt
Organism: Scatophagus argus
Lineage: Eukaryota; Metazoa; Chordata; Actinopteri; Scatophagidae
Gene: syt6a
Product: synaptotagmin VIa
Exons: 6
Biological process (GO): calcium-ion regulated exocytosis; cellular response to calcium ion; regulation of dopamine secretion
Cellular component (GO): membrane
Molecular function (GO): phosphatidylserine binding; syntaxin binding; calcium-dependent phospholipid binding
Source: RefSeq, a predicted model, not a curated record